AUGAGUACAUUCAAUAUUGCCUGGAUAGAGGCCGUAAACGGGGCCAACAGCCAUCCCAGGCUGUCGAUCGAUGAUCUCUGGCAGGGGUGUGUUCUGCUUGCCCGUUCCCCUCAGCUAUUCACCAGUGCCAUUUCCGCCUGUGAUAUCCCCCCAAUUGCCAGCGACAGAUUUACCCGGACUCUACACUUUCACCAAGGCGCCGUGGACAAAAUGGAGCAGGAAGUUACGCUAGUGGACAGACACAAGUUCGAAUGUACCACCAUAGGCACCGGCAACCGGGUCACUACGAUGAUUUUUCACGGUGUCUCUGAGACCCCGGAGGAUCUUUACCUGUCCUUGGAGUAUAGCAUACCGUACGGGAAGGUCAGUCUGGAGGGGGAGGAGGGGGAAAAGUUUCGGGAAAUGUAUCGUUUGAAGGCCAAGGAGAAUCUGGUGACGGGGCUGGCCACUAUGCGAGAUCUCAAGUCUCAGGGAAAGUUGGCAUAG
Molecule: messenger RNA, 486 nt
Organism: Aspergillus thermomutatus
Lineage: Eukaryota; Fungi; Ascomycota; Eurotiomycetes; Eurotiales; Aspergillaceae
Product: SRPBCC family protein
Exons: 2
Coding region: 1-486 (161 amino acids)
Source: RefSeq, a predicted model, not a curated record